Molecule: messenger RNA, 2083 nt
Organism: Zea mays
Lineage: Eukaryota; Viridiplantae; Streptophyta; Magnoliopsida; Poales; Poaceae
Product: Protein prenylyltransferase superfamily protein
Exons: 11
Coding region: 58-1536 (492 amino acids)
Biological process (GO): protein farnesylation; protein geranylgeranylation
Cellular component (GO): protein farnesyltransferase complex; cytoplasm; CAAX-protein geranylgeranyltransferase complex
Molecular function (GO): CAAX-protein geranylgeranyltransferase activity; protein farnesyltransferase activity
Source: RefSeq, a predicted model, not a curated record
CCUCUCUCUACUCUGCUCUUCAAAUCAUCACCACCGCUUCACCGCUCGCGCCAGCCAAUGUCAGGCGACGGCGACGGCGACGUGCGCGGCCUCGAGGCGACGGCUGCCGCCGCGGCAGAGGCGACGCGGGAGCUGCAGGAGGCGGCCGCGGCCCUCGUCGCAACCCGCGCCGCCGAGGAGGACGCGCUGCGCCGCAGCGUCGUGGCGCUGGACACCGACGUCCGCCGCCUCCAGGGCUCGCUCCACCUCGACCCCUCCACGCUCGACAAGGAAAAUCAGAUGCCAAUGAAAUUACAACAGCAAGAAUCAGCAGUGGAACAACAGCAAGGGGGAGAGGAAAAGCUCCCCGAAAAUCUCCUCCUCUACUUUGAGCAAAUCCUCCACGAUGACCCACUCAUCGAUGAGGUGGGGUUCUUGCACCCAACACAAUUCUGCUCACUAGAUUGCGCCCGAGAUGGUGACUCCGCUUCACAAUCUACAGAGUUCCAUUGCGCAAGAUACUUCUGGUGCAGAGACCACAAGCUUGCCAUCUCCGCCGAGAUCCUCCCCGAGCUUUACCAUGCUGCUCGGGAUGCCUACUACAACGCAAGGGAUGCCCCACUAUCGCGCACUAAUCUCAUGAGGCACACCAAGGCACUGCUCAUACUUUGUCCUGACCUACUCACUGCAUGGAACUCCAGGAAAAUGGUGCUAUCAGCGUUGUAUGAUUUCACAAAGCUCAAGGAUGAACUGCAAUUGUGUGCCUUGAUCCUUUCCUACUCUCCAAAGAACGAGAGCACAUGGAGCCAUAGGAGAUGGGUGAUAAAACAAGUUGCUGAGCAACAUCAAGAUAUGUUGGAGCUUAUAGGGAAUGAAUCCAUACUGGUCAAAGAGAUAGCAGAGAAAUCGAAAAUGAACUAUCGUGCAUGGAGGCAUCGAUGUUGGCUUAUUCCUUACAUGACAAGGAAACAAGUGCUGGAUGAACUGAAUGAGUCAACAAGAUGGAGUGAGCUACAUGUUGCUGACAACUGCUGCUUCCACUAUCGAAGAUCUUUGCUGCUUGCGCUACUAGACAACUUCUUUGGGAAUGAAGAGGAUUCCCUUAGUUGGGAGUCAGAUAUUUGCUUGCUAUGGAAGGAGGAGCUUAGGUGGGAUGAGAUGCUGAUCAAACGCUACCAGGGGAGAGAGUCGUUAUGGAACCACCGUCGGUUCCUUUCACACUUGUGGAUACAACACUUGCUCACUGUUGAAGGAAACUGGCCCGCAACGACAUCCCAGAUGGAUAUGUUUGUCAUCCAGGAGAUACAACUGCUGUCAGAGUGCCUGCAUGAUCCUGUGGAUGAGUUUGAGGAGUCGCGUGUCCAAGCAGAGCUUUCAGCGCUCUACAUUAUGUGGAUAACAAAGCAAGUCCCGGAUGUGAAGGGGAAGCUGGAAGAGAGGUUGCAUUUUGCCUCCAUGGGGAGGCUGAAGGACGUGCUGGCAGGAGCCUGCAGGCCAGAGAAGAGGUUUUGGAUGAAUUUGCUCAACCUGGCUGAUCAAUCCAGUGACGUACAAUAAUACAUGACCUUUCUUGUUGAGUUUGAGCCGUCAACAUACAUGACAUGGACGCCAAGCUCUUGCUUCAGGUCCUGUCUCCCGGAUUUCUGCCAAGUUUUUGCUUCAGCCCAAGAGCAGGAAACCAGAUAAUGUAGAUGCUAAAAAAAAGCUCUUUGGGUAUUGGACCAGUGAGUCUAUUGCGUGAAAGGUUCAAGUUUUGAAGAGGACAGUUGCUUAGACUCCAAGGUAUUAUCUCCACUGAGGCCAUUGGCAUCCAGAACAAAUCUAGAAAGCACUGUUAAAUUUCUAAGAGUUUCUGGGAUUAAAUUGCUGAGAGUUUCUGGUAUAUUCGGGCUUCUUGAGAUUGCCAACUGAUGAUGGGAUACUAGAGAUUGCUCCCCGUGCUUUCUGAUAUAUUUCUAGCUAUAUUGUUCAUCCCUAUGCUAAGUAAGAAGAGGAAAAAGAAAAAAAACAGACCCCUGGACAAAUUUCCCUUCAGAUUUGGUAGAAACUUAAUAUAGGUUUGAUUUAGUACAAACUAGCAAAAACUGAGUUACAAAUUUUCAAA